CACAAACAGGUGGCCGCGCACAUAGGCAGUGAGCAUCAUGAAGUAAUAUUUAAUUCUGAAGAAGGAAUUCAGGCAAUAGAGGACGUUAUCUUCUCUUUGGAAACAUAUGAUAUAACAACAGUAAGAGCUUCAAUUGGUAUGUAUCUUGUCUCCAAAUAUAUACGCAAGAAAACGGAUAGUGUGGUCAUUUUUUCAGGGGAAGGCUCAGAUGAGCUGACACAAGGAUAUAUCUAUUUCCAUAAGGCCCCCUCACCUGAAGAUGCUGCAGAAGAAAGUGAGAGGCUCCUGAAGGAGCUCUACCUGUUCGACGUGCUUCGUGCAGACAGGACUACUGCAGCCCAUGGUCUUGAACUGAGAGUCCCAUUUUUGGAUCACCGAUUUACUUCCUACUACUUAUCUCUACCAGCAGAAAUGCGAAUCCCAAAGAAUGGAAUUGAAAAAUAUCUUUUAAGACAGUCCUUUGAGGAUUCCAACUUGCUUCCCAAAGAAAUACUGUGGAGACCCAAAGAAGCUUUCAGUGACGGCAUAACAUCUGUAAAGAAAUCCUGGUUUUCUAUUCUUCAGGACUAUAUUGAUCAGCAGGUUGACGACCUCUUGUUGGAAAAGGCAGCAGAGAAAUAUCCUUUCAAUCCUCCUAAAACCAAAGAAAGUUAUUACUACCGCCAGAUCUUUGAAAAGCAUUACCCAGGGCAGAGCAGCUGGCUGCCCCACUACUGGAUGCCGAGAUGGAUUAAAGCCACCGACCCUUCCGCUCGCACGCUGAAGCACUACAAGUCGGCUGCCCAGGAAUAGGCUUGUGAAAUAAUUCCCCAAAGGGAAGUGCUGCAAGCAAUUUGAACGCACUCUGCUUUAAAAAAAAUCAGAUUAUGCAAACCUAAAGCUUUAAAUGGUAUUUAAGAUGUGUUUUGACAAUGUUUUUGGAAAUCGGAGCUCCCUGUGGUUAGUAUACUA
This is a messenger RNA of Tinamus guttatus (white-throated tinamou), 951 nucleotides long. The record is from RefSeq and is a predicted model, not a curated record. Lineage: Eukaryota; Metazoa; Chordata; Aves; Tinamiformes; Tinamidae.